Molecule: messenger RNA, 2267 nt
Organism: Ostrinia furnacalis (Asian corn borer)
Lineage: Eukaryota; Metazoa; Arthropoda; Insecta; Lepidoptera; Crambidae
Product: homeobox protein 12
Exons: 3
Coding region: 192-2234 (680 amino acids)
Molecular function (GO): sequence-specific DNA binding
Source: RefSeq, a predicted model, not a curated record
ACAUUAACUCUGUAGUCUGUGGUUGCUUGGCUUGAGUUGAUUGUUGCUUGAUGUGUGUAAUUAUUUAAUAAUGAAUCCGUGAAAAAAUAAAUUAUUGCUAUCUAGCACUCUAUGAGAACAAUAAAUUGAGACAAAAUAAUAAUAACAUCUGUGUGUAGUAGAAAAACUUUGUUUGGAAGAGCUUCACAAUCAUGGGAGGAUCCAAAUGCACAUAUCGCAACUGUAGCGUGAGGUCUGGUACCAAAGACGUUCAUAUGUUUCAUUAUCCUGUGUAUGACAAAAAGAGAUGUCACCAAUGGCUGGUCAACGCGCAAAAAUUUGAAUUUCUCAACCUAAAAGUGUCUCAGUUAAGGAACAGAAUUGUUUGCCAGCAUCACUUCAAAGAUGAAUGUUUUAUGAAUUAUCUGAAAGAACGACUGACUCAUUAUGCCAUACCUACGGAAGAUGGGCCUUACUGUGACUCUAGUAACACUUCAGAUGAGCAAUCAACAAUGGAAGCUAAUGCUGCUGUUAAUGUGUACUCUCUUAUACUAAACGAUAGUGAGAAUGUUCCAAACAAGUAUGUUAAUAAAAGUAAGUCCUCAAUUAUUUACGCAGAUUUUCUCACCAAUGGUGAUACCUGGGAAAAGCAGUCAUUGAAUGAAACAAUAUGGAACAAUAAAGUUGUCACUAAUGAACUUAAAUCGGAGACUAAAAGUAGUCAAAAUACUUAUGAUACACUGAAAGAGGAAUACAUUGAAAAUACUUUUAAUACUCUGCCCACUGAAAGCAAUAUAGAACUGAACACAAAAAUAUCAGAAUUUGAAAAUGCAACGCUACCUGACAUUAGUACAACAAAUGAGGUUUCAGAGCAAAUAACAAGAGUUUCAACUCGUAGCAAAAGGUCAAAUAAAGGCAAGAAGCCUGUCACUGAUGUAUUUACCAUUUCAAAUAAUGAAUUUAAAAAUUUGCUUGAUAAUCAAGGGUCAGUUAAUGUUAUUACGAAUCAGGAAACCUAUAACAAUAUUCCUUUAAAUCAAGAUUUGAAUGAAUUACUUUUAAACCAAGAGAAUAAUAAUAUGAUAGCCAAUAUGAACAACUUUAAUACAUUCACUAAUGUAGUUAUUGAACAGCCAACCGAUUUAAACUUAAAAUGGCCACAAAAGGAAGACCAUACAAUGACUUCUGAAAAUAAUUAUGGCCACAUUCAACAACCCUCAGAAAUUCAGUAUCCUGAAACAUCUACUCAAUUUCAUGAAAAUAUGUUAGUUUUGAAAGGUCCCUCGGGUUACAGAAAUCCAUAUGACCCAGUAGAUAACUUUGAAGAAAAGUACGACAUUAAAGACAAUUGUAUUAUAAAUAAUAGCACAGAAGUACAGCAACAAGAAAUUCGAAAUCAGGAAAAAAAUUCAAAUAAAACUAAAAAACCUAAAAUCAAGAUACUAUGUGACAAAAAAAUCACAGGCCCUAUCAAAAUAAGUGAUAAACUGGAACCUGUUCCAGUAUCCCUGGUAAUACCAAUCAAAAAAGAAAAAAUAAGUUAUUUACAACCAGAUAUUACAAAUAAUACACAACAAACAAUUAGUACCACUGAAGUAAUCCCAAAGAAAGUUGAUGAAUUUAAAAAUAUAGUGGUAGAUAAUAAAUCAAGGCCUUUAAAAGUACAAAAUAAAAAAGGCAUGAAAAUAAGAGAAAUAAUUCCCAAACCACCUGCAAUAAAAAAUAAAAUUUCACCUGAGAGGGUUGCUGCUAUAGAAAAGAAGAGAAAUUUUAAUAAAAAGUUGCGUGAUAUAAUAGAAACAUGUUUAGAAAAACUAGAUGAACACGAUAAAAAUGCUGAAAACGUUGCAGAUAGUCCAAAGAGAAAGGAGUUGAAAGAAAAAGUUAGUUCCAAACAAAAUAUUGGUUCCUACCUCUCAAAAGAAGCUGAAUUGCCAGAUAGACAUGAAUAUACUAUGAAAUUCAUAGAAGCCAGAAUGCAGCGUAUGGAAAAUAUUUUAAUAGAUAAAAUAGAUCAAAACUCUAAAAAAAUUGCUGAGUUACAAAAGUGUGUAAACCAAAAAUCUCAGCCUCGUAAAUCAACUGCCACACAGACAUCGUGUAAGGAAGAAUCAUACAAAAAACAACUUUACCAAGAGCUGUCAAAGUUUUUAAGUCCUGAUGCUAAUAGUUUAAUUUAUGAAGAGUUGUUCAUAAAUAAAUAUGACCAAAAAAAUUCGAACCAACCUGCUCCUAAGCGACGCAAACGCAGGUGAUUAAGGUUUAAUAAGGUGUGGUGUUGUAUUGAA